Molecule: messenger RNA, 1374 nt
Organism: Aspergillus bombycis
Lineage: Eukaryota; Fungi; Ascomycota; Eurotiomycetes; Eurotiales; Aspergillaceae
Product: putative C2H2 finger domain protein
Exons: 2
Coding region: 1-1374 (457 amino acids)
Source: RefSeq, a predicted model, not a curated record
AUGUCAAACGAUGGAUAUGGCUGGCUUUCAAAUAAUCCACAACCAGACUUAUAUCGCAUUGACCACAGAUAUGGACCUGCCUCCGGACUGGUACAAAGAGACUCGGCUCCGUAUGUCGGCAUGCCGCCAGCGUUACAAGCUCCUAUAGCUGAUGCUUCCGCCUACCUUCACACCCCAUAUCAUCCGCCCAACCAAGAAUAUAUGAGAACAAAUGUUCCCUAUGCAAAUCCCACUGCUCAGUACCAUGACUCCCAAGGACAGGUCUCUCAGCCGCCCCUCACCAAUUCCAAUAUUCCAUGGAAAUCAUACACACCCAAACAUUCAGACUAUGGCCACGAUACGAAAAGGCGCCGUACAGACACUUCUACGCCAUCAAACAAACACGGCAUGAUAUCUACAGUCACUCCCGCCACGUCGAAACCGGCCUCAAAAGAAAAUCUCUCGUCCUUCUCCUUCAGCCCCCGUGAUACUACAGACAGAUCAUUCCUCAAGAACCGUGUGGAUAUCGUCAAACCCCUUAGCAAGGUAGAUGCUGCUGUAAAACUUAGUUAUGACCCGCGGACGAUCGCCAGAGAUGUGUUAAUCGCAGCCGGGCGACAUCCGACGGAACCGGCAUUAAACCAUCACCUCGUUCGCUUGCGCGAUGUUUUCCUCCAUGUCGAUAACUCAUCCGACUUGGAAACCUUUCGCUGGGACAUGGUCGAUAUGCAGCGUGUUAAGAAAGCACGUGAUCCGCCUCGGGCGCCGAUGCAAGUUUCCGCUCCGCCAAAGGAACCGUCAUUACACAGUACGCCCGCACCAACCAUACAAACACAAAGCCAACCCGCACAACAACAACCACUACCACCCCCGCCGCCGCCGCCGCCGCCUCAAGUGCAACACCUCAAUCAACAACACUCAGAAAUCACAGAGCGAAUUCAAGUACAGUCUCCAGUGCUGAGCAAACCUCAGGCUUUGCAUACACCACCCAUAGUAGAGGUGCCGACAAGAAGUCCAAGUAUUCAGUCGGGGAAGAUGGCUGGGAAGAGACCUGGAAGGCCGCCGGGACGCCCUCCAGGACGCCCCCCAGGGUCCUCAAAAAUCCAGGUGGUGGCUCCUUCCACUCCGGCUCCUCCAGUUCCUUAUCAGGUUUAUUCCUGCGAAUGGGACACUUGUAACGCUGAACUUCAUAACCUGGCAAUGCUCGCCAAGCAUAUUUACAAAGUGCAUGUACCUUACACCCUCACCUGCGCAUGGAAGGGCUGCAUCUCCGAUGACAAAUUCCCUGCAGCCGAACUAGUGAAGCACAUACGGGGCGCUCAUCUUGAUCCCAUUGCCUGGAAGUUAGGUGAUGGACCAUCAGUGCCUGGAACUGGUGAGAAAGCAUCUGGCUGA